Molecule: messenger RNA, 775 nt
Organism: Volvox carteri f. nagariensis
Lineage: Eukaryota; Viridiplantae; Chlorophyta; Chlorophyceae; Chlamydomonadales; Volvocaceae
Exons: 6
Coding region: 29-775 (248 amino acids)
Source: RefSeq, a predicted model, not a curated record
AUCGCACGGCUGCGCACGGUUCACUCCGAUGCGUAGAGCACAGCCUAGCAGCAGCGGUGUUCAGAGAUGGCGAUCAGUCGCGGACAAGCUUGUGCCUACCGCCUCCUGCUCCGCACGUUUCCAGCACCUUUCUAGAAGGCCAUCAGUUGCCGUCCACGCAAGUGGAGUGCGGGCGCGCUGGUGCAUAGAUGUGGAGUACGGUCACAAACAGACGGUUACCGCGCUGCUGCAGGAGUGGGUGGCGGACGUUGGGGCGCUGGCUGGGCUGACCCACACCAACACCCGCCUCAGUAGCGGCUCUGUGGGCGUGGCGGAAUCGCGACUGGAGCUAGAGGUCACCUUUCCCUCGCUGUCCGAGUGGGAGCACUUCCUGGCGGCCAUUCCAGCUAAGGAACACAGGGCUUGGAGCCAGCGGGUGCAGGGUAUGAUUGUGGGGGGCUCCCCGCGCUGGGAGCUGUUCCGGGCAGUCCCGGCGUUCCCGGACGGACAAGAGCAGGCAGCCGCGGCCGCCGCGGCGCCCGCCAGCAGACCCCUGCUCGCCCUGCCCACCGCCUCCACUCAGCCCGCAUCCCGGGCCGCUGUCGAUUCGGUUCCCGUAACAGCCAACGGAAACGGUGUCUCUGCCCCUGGUCCGACCAGCCCGGCCGGCGGCAGUAGUAAUGGCGGUGGGCUGUCCAUCAUCGAUAGCCCGCAGGACGCCGAGGUGGUCCUCGACUGGAAGGGAGAGCCCAUGAAGGUGAACCCCGGCGACAAGCUGCCUUUCAAGUUCCUGUGA